Propithecus coquereli (Coquerel's sifaka) is the source of this 2912-nucleotide messenger RNA. It is a transcript of the gene ITIH1, whose product is annotated as inter-alpha-trypsin inhibitor heavy chain 1. Bases 33 to 2765 code for a protein of 910 amino acids. The record is from RefSeq and is a predicted model, not a curated record. The transcript is spliced from 22 exons. Gene Ontology annotation, molecular function: serine-type endopeptidase inhibitor activity. Gene Ontology annotation, biological process: hyaluronan metabolic process. Lineage: Eukaryota; Metazoa; Chordata; Mammalia; Primates; Indriidae.
GGAAGUGACAGGGCAGUGGGAGCCUGGAGACCAUGGACGGUGCCAUGGGGCUGCGGGUGCUGCUGUGCGUGUGUCUGGUGUCCCUCCUCGCCCUGCAGGCCAUGCCUGCCCCGGGCCGGGCUUCAGGCAGGUCCAAGGGCAGUGAGAAGCGACAGGCUGUGGACACAACUAUCGAUGGCGUGUUCAUCCGGACUUUGAAAGUCAACUGCAAAGUCACCUCUCGCUUCGCCCACUAUGUCAUCACCAGCCAAGUGGUCAACAGCGCUGACGAAGCCAGGGAAGUGGCCUUUGAUGUGGAAAUCCCCAAGACAGCCUUCAUCAGUGACUUUGCCAUCACAGCAGAUGGAACUGCAUUUAUCGGGGACAUAAAGGACAAAGUGACUGCAUGGAAGCAGUACAGGAAAGCAGCCAUCUCAGGAGAGAAUGCCGGCCUCGUCAGGGCCUCGGGGAGAAAUAUGGAGCAAUUCACCAUCCACAUGACCGUCAGUCCCCAGAGCAAGGUCACAUUUCAGCUGACCUAUGAGGAGGUGCUGAAGCGAAGCCUUACACAGUACGAGAUCGUCAUCAAAGUCAAGCCCAAGCAGCUGGUGCAUCAUUUUCAGAUCGAUGUGGACAUCUUUGAGCCCAAGGGCAUCAGGAAGCUGGACGCCCAGGCCUCUUUCCUCCCCAAGGAACUGGCAGCCCAGACAAUCAAGAAGUCCUUCUCAGGGAAAAAGGGUCACGUGGUUUUCCGCCCCACCGUGGCCCAGCAGCAGUCCUGCCCUAUGUGCUCUACAUCCUUGCUGAAUGGGGACUUCAAGGUGACCUAUGAUGUCAAUCGAGACGAGCUCUGCGAACUCCUGGUGGCCAAUAACCACUUUGCCCACUUCUUUGCCCCCCAAAACCUGACGAACAUGAACAAGAACGUUGUUUUUGUGAUUGACAUCAGUGGCUCCAUGCGAGGCCAGAAAGUGAAGCAGACCAGGGAGGCACUCCUUAAAAUCCUGGGGGACAUGCAACCAGAGGACUACUUUGACCUGGUCCUCUUUGGGACUCGAGUGCAGUCAUGGAGGGGAUCACUGGUGCGAGCAUCUGAGGCCAAUCUGCGGGCAGCUCGAGACUUCGUGCAACGUUUCUCCCUGGAUGAGGCCACAAACCUGAAUGGAGGUUUGCUCCGAGGAAUUGAGAUCUUGAACAAAGCUCAUGAAAGCCUCCCAGAACUCAGCAACCAUGCCUCGAUUCUCAUCAUGUUGACAGACGGUGAUCCCACAGAGGGGGUGACGGACCGUUCCCAAAUCCUCAAGAACAUCCAUGAAGCCAUACGGGGCAGGUUCCCGCUCUACAACCUGGGCUUCGGCCACAAUGUGGACUUUAACUUCCUGGAGGUCAUGUCCAUGGAGAACAACGGACGGGCCCAGAGAAUCUACGAGGACCGUGACGCCACCCAGCAGCUACAGGGUUUCUACAAGCAGGUAGCCAGACCCCUGCUGGUGGAUGUGGAAUUGCAGUACCCCCAGGAUGCUGUCUUGGACCUCACCCAGCACCACCACAAACAGUACUAUGAAGGCUCGGAGAUCGUGGUGGCCGGGCGCAUUGCUGACCACAAACUGGGCAGCUUCAAGGCUGAUGUGCAGGCCCAUGGGGAGGGACAAGAAUUCAGGACAACCUGCCUGGUGGAUGAGGAAGAGAUGAAGAAACUGCUCCAAGAGCGUGGCCACAUGCUGGAGAACCAUGUUGAGCGCCUCUGGGCCUACCUCACCAUCCAGGAGCUACUGGCCAAGCGGAUGAAGGUGGAGGGGGAGGAGAGGGCCAAACUGUCGGCCCAGGCCCUGAAGAUGUCACUGGCCUAUCAGUUUGUGACCCCGCUGACCUCCAUGACCAUCAGGGGCAUGGCGGACCAGGAUGGCCUGAAGCCUGUCAUUGACAAGCCCCCAGAGGAUUCUCUGCCCUUGGAGAUGCUGGGACCCAGACGGACGUUCGUGCUGUCAGCCUCGCAGCCUUCUCCUACGCGCCCCAGCUCCAAUAUCAAGCAGUUGCCUGACAAAGUGACUGGUGUGGACACUGACCCCCACUUCAUCAUCCACGUGCCCCAGAAAGAGGACACCCUGUGCUUCAACAUCAACGAGGAGCCUGGUGUGAUCCUGAGCCUGGUACAGGACCCCGACACAGGCUUCUCAGUGAAUGGGCAGCUCAUUGGCAACAAGGCCAGGAGCCCUGGGCAGCAUGAGGGCACAUACUUCGGGCGGCUGGGCAUCGCAAACCCCGCAACGGACUUUCAGCUAGAAGUGACUCCUCAGAACAUUACGCUGAACCCAGGCUCCGGCGGGCCCAUGUUCUCCUGGAGGGACCAGGCUGCGCUGCGGCAGGAUGGGGUGGUGGUGACCAUCAACAAGAAGAGGAACCUGGUGGUGUCCAUAGACAACGGGGCCACCUUUGAGGUUGUCCUGCACCGGGUGUGGAAGGACAGUGCGGUCCACCAGAAUUUCUUGGGCUUCUACGUGCUGGAUAGUCACCGGAUGUCUGCCCGGACACAUGGGCUGCUGGGGCAAUUCUUCCAUCCCUUUAGUUUUGAAGUGUUUGACCUCCACCCGGGCUCCGACCCCACAAAGCCAGAUGCCACAAUGGUGGUGAAGAACCGCCAGCUGACGGUCACCAGGGGCUUGCAAAAAGACUACAGCAAGGACCCCCGGCAUGGGGCCGAGGUGUCCUGCUGGUUCAUCCACAACAAUGGGGCUGGACUGAUCGAUGGCGUUCAUACCGACUACAUUGUCCCUGAUAUCUUCUGAGCCCUCUAGCCAGCACACCUGUCCGCUCCUUGGACCAUUGCAGAGGAGGACAGCGUCCUGACCUGCUGCCCAGGCUACGCCUCCCUGACCAAGCUGGUCCCCUGAAUCAAGCACCCCAUGACUUCCAUUAAAGAGAGACUGUGUCCA